This is a messenger RNA of Eimeria mitis, 405 nucleotides long. RefSeq lists its product as uncharacterized. The transcript has a single exon. The record is from RefSeq and is a predicted model, not a curated record. Lineage: Eukaryota; Apicomplexa; Conoidasida; Eucoccidiorida; Eimeriidae. The coding region runs from base 1 to 405 and encodes 134 amino acids.
AUGCGUGCAUGCAUGCUGCUCAACGUGCAGCAGCAGGUGCUGCUGCUGCAGCAGCUGCAGCAGGAACAGCAGCAGCAGCAGCAGCAGCAGCAACAGCAGCAGCAGCAGCAGCAGCAGCAACAGCAGCAGCAGCAGCAACAGCAGCAGCGGAGGCAGCAAAUGCACUGUAUAGGUAGUGAAGGCUGGUGCAUGCACAAGUCGCAGCAGCAGCAGCAGCAACAGCAGCAACAGCAGCAGCAGCAACAGCAGCAACAGCAGCAGCAACUGCAGCAGCAGCAGCAGCAGCAGCAACAACAACUGCAGCAGCAGCAGCAGCAACGGCAGCAUCAACAGCAGCAGCAGCAACAGCAGCAGCAGCAGCAACUGCAGCAGCAGCAGCAGCAGCAGCAAUAUUAUUUGCGUUAA